AUGACUUCAAGCCCGGCACGCGGUAGCUCUACCUCGUCCGGUUCGUUAUCGGGCAGGUCACUGCUGGCCAGACUGAAAUCCCCCUUACAAUCGAAGACGCGUAAUUUCGCCGAUUUCUACAUACAGCCCGACGAUCCACACCGCCAAUACGCUCCCGGAGACAUAAUCAGUGGCGCUGUAAUUAUAAAAGUCCUUAAACCAUUGCGCAUCACGCAUCUAGUCAUCUCCCUCCAUGGAUACGCUCAGGUUUUUAAAAAUCCGAACUCUCCGGGCGACGCAUAUCGGAACUACAGUACCACUGUCGGUUCGGGAAAGGGAAAGAAGGGUGGAAGCUAUUUUGGAAACGGCUUUGCAUCGUUGUUUGAAGAUGAGGCAGUUCUUUGUGGAGAGGGUAGGCUACAGGAGGGCCUCUACCACUUCAAUUUUGAGUUGGAAUUCCCCACCAAGGGGCUGCCAAGCAGCAUUGAUUUUGAGCGCGGAACGAUAUCCUACAUGUUGACAUCUACUCUAACGCGUCCGACUACGAUAUCGCCGACGACUUCAUGCGACUCGAAAGUGUAUCUCAUGGAUUCGAUCGAUAUAGCGCCUAUUCCCGAACCGAAACCACGUGUUAUUUCGUUAGAGCCUAUCAGUCGAAGGGCUCGCAAGAAACCAAGUGCUCGCAAACGUCCAGCCACAAUCACAGAGAGCUCACAGCAGGCCCCGGGUACUUCCGAUUCGGGUCGUAACGGAAGAGUUUCUGAACUCAAUGGCGUCCCGGAGGAGAGCGACGGCCCUGGUAGCCCCGCGCCGAGUGACACGAGUUUCGAAAGCCAGUUUAGCAGUGGUAACGCAUCCGGAACCGAGUACGGCAUCCGCUCGGUCAAUACUACGGUCGACGGAGGUAGUUCACAAAGUGGGAGUCGGUCUACAUUCAAGGGGAAGAUCAUUACGGCGACCAUCGACGUCCUCAAAGGAGGGUUCCUUCGCGGAGAUCAAAUACCAAUCACGAUAUCAGUUAACCAUACUAAGCAUGUCCGAAGUUUAAAGGGUAUCAUCAUCACAUUAUAUCGACAAGCAAGAGUUGACAUGCACCCUGCUCUACCCGUCCUAGCUAAUAGCAAGGGCGACAAACAGAAAUCCGAGGACUAUUAUCCCAAGUCAAGGACAGGCCUCGGCGGUUUGUCCCUUUCAUCGGCCGGAUCCAGUCAUCUAUUUCGCAAAGAUCUUUCGCAGUCUUUCGCUCCGCUUUUCGUUGAUCCGAGGACCCUGACUGCCGAAGUCAAAUGCUCUGUCCGCGUUCCCGAGGAAGCCUUUCCUACCAUAUCAAAUGUUCCAGGUGCCAUGAUCAGCUUCAAAUAUUUCAUCGAGGUCGUAGUCGACAUCCAGGGAAAGCUUACGGGUCUUGAUCGCAUGAUCUCUGCGGGUCUCGGCGGUCCUGCACCCACCGUUGGUGGACAGGUUGCGGAAGAAGCAAAAGGUGGCAUUUUCUCAACUUGGGGUGGUAAUUUUGUCGAUACUGAUGCGAUACGGCGUGAGAAGAGUGUAGUUUCAUGCAUAUUUGAAGUCAUCAUCGGCACUAAGGAUAGCGAACGCAACGGCAAGCGGAGACAACAACCCGACGCGAGUUUCGAUGUCCAGCCAGAUGUUCGCGACUUCCCAAGCGACCCCAACGGAAAUGCGGGAGCAGCUGACGGUACCGACGGUCAGGGCUACUACGGGUAUGAUCAGGAUGGGCAGUACUAUGAUUCUUACGGUUACGAUCAAAACUAUCCUUUGGGCUACUACGACAACGCCAUGUAUCCAGGGGCCGACCCGGGCCUAUUACCUUACCAGCCGGCCCCUCCACCUCCGAUGCCUCCGAACGGCGAGGGAUUUGAAUCAGGUUUGUCAGAAAAAGAACGGUUGAGGCGAGCCGAAGCUCGGCUCCUACCGUCGCAACCCCCAGUCAUUGCAGGCCCUUCUUCACCAUCCAACGUACCCACUGGGAUUGGACCUUCUGCGCCUGUGCUGCCAGAGGAGGACGAGCAACAGCCUCCCUAUUUCCCCCCUGAAGCAUCGUCAUCAUCGAUGCAGCCAUCACAAUUCGGGCCGGCCUCACCUUCUUCGCCUUAUACCCCAACUCCAACAUCAUCACAAUUUCCACUACAUACUACUUCGAUACCGAUAAUUCAAAGACGAGUCACAGAUGAUGAGUCACGGACAGUGACCAACGGUUCUACAAGAACCAUCAACGCACACCAGGUGGAUUCUCUACCGGCAGCCGCGAGUAUAGAGGGCGGGGAAACGAACGGUGCUAGGGCGACCCCAUCUCUCCAGCCACACAGUCCUGCACCAGAAUACAGUGCCUCUUCGUCCUCGCGCGUGCAUCCAACGGAUGAUAAACAAGAGUUACAAAGACGGCGACUGGAAUUAGAGCGGAGCGCACCGCCCGAUGAUAGAGAAGGAGAAGCUACAUCAUCUGCGCCGCCGGUGACUGGGACAGAAAACCAGUCGGUCGCGGCCUCUGCCCCUGUGUUGAACGAGGAAGACGAAGGCCUCGUUGGAGCCAUGCGCCCCGCAAGGACUAAUGGCAAUGGUUCACCUAGCGAGACACUGCCCGUGUAUCAACGAUGA
Molecule: messenger RNA, 2595 nt
Organism: Aaosphaeria arxii CBS 175.79
Lineage: Eukaryota; Fungi; Ascomycota; Dothideomycetes; Pleosporales
Exons: 1
Coding region: 1-2595 (864 amino acids)
Biological process (GO): ubiquitin-dependent endocytosis
Cellular component (GO): cytosol; plasma membrane; cytoplasm
Molecular function (GO): ubiquitin protein ligase binding; protein-macromolecule adaptor activity
Source: RefSeq, a predicted model, not a curated record